AAACCUAAGUCGUUAAAAAACAGUUCCAUCGCCAAACGCUCGGCAUCAGGUGUGAAUGUCACGGGUCCUCGGAGAUUACCUGAAGAACGGAUGACCCGUGUCAUAAAGUAGGUGUGGCACGCUAAACAACCAUCACUGCGCAAUGGCCGUAAGCGCCUAAAUUUGAAGCUCUUCACCGGUCUUGGUGACGUCUCCAUAUGAGUGAAAAAUUCUCUCGGAAUCAGUAGUUAACCGUAUAUGCAAAUAGUUUCUAGAUACUAUACUUUUAUAAGAACCAGAAAACCCUUAUGUGUUUCCAUACAUUAUCCUCGAUUUAAGGUGACAAUGUGAGUAAACCAUGGGGAUAACAGUAGAUUUUCAGAAUGACGGAUGCGCUUUACUGACGAUGAGAAAUGGACAAAAUCGAUGGAAUUUGACGACAUUGAAAGAAUUUAAUGAUGCCCUGGACGAAGUUGAGAAGAGCGAGUCUGCUCGUAUUUUGGUGACCACGGGGGAAGGUAGAUUUUACAGUAAUGGAAUUGAUGUGAACUGGCUGAAGACACAAUCGAGAGACACCAGUGCAAAGUACUUCACCGCCCUGUUGGACACCAUGUGGAGAGUCAUACACUUCCCGCUCCCCACAGUGGCCGCCAUUAACGGACACUGUUUUGCUGGUGGAGCUUUCCUUGCACUGUGUCAUGAUUACCGAGUGAUGCGGUCUGAUCGCGGAUGGAUAUCUUGGAAUGAAACGUUGAUUAGCCUUCGUAUUCCAGGGCAGCUCUUUGAAAUUUUAGAACGUAAGUUAAAUAGAGAGGCCUUGCGAGAAUCUGUCAUUUUUGCCAAAAGAAUAACAGGCCCGGAAGCUGUAAAGCUGAGGAUCGUAGAUAAGAUCGAAACGGAGACAAACUUGAUAUCCGGAAGUAAACAGAUAGGAUUUGAAGCUCUGGGGAAAAAUGUGAUUAAAAGAGAUGAUUUGCAUAUGAUGAAGAAAGACAUGAUACCACGAACCAUUGGUGUAUCCAAACUUUGAGGAAUUAAACAUGCCCACAAACUGAGAUAUUUCGAAAAGGUUUUAUCUUAACUACCGCGUAUAUACAAAAGAAAUUAUUUUGUGCCUGUGUGUAAGAUAUUAUACAGAGAUUAGAUAUUUAUAUCUUCCCCAUUAUUGUUUGAACGAACCGAUAUUUUUCACCUUUGUUUUUAAAAAAGUUCUUUUGGGCGCAUUAGUCAUUAAAUUGUACGAAACUUACAUUCUGCUAUGACUUAACUAUAACGACGUUACUUUAUUUUCUAUGUUAUAUUCUGAAAAGCCCGGCAGUGGAAGCUUUAAAUAUUAUAUCAAAUGGUGAACGUUAUCAUUCUCUCUUCAGGUACAUUGUAUACACAAUUAAGACAUACAUGUGACUUAAAGGACACAUCUCAUGUUUUCAAAGUAUACAAUAUUACAUGCAUUUUGUCUUCUUUAUGCUUAUAGUAAUUAAUUCUAAUAGUUCGCCGAAAUUUUGCGAUAAUUAACCACAAUACAGACUUAAAUCUAAGCCCCGAUUUCAAAAAGUCAAAUUAAUUAGGUAGGUAGUCACGUGGUACAGUGACGUCACAUGCGCCCUUCGGAUUGUGAAAGUACUGCGAGAUAUUAUUAAAAACUCAACUUUUAGGGGCCUAAUUUAUUUACCAUGGGCAACAUUUAAAUCGAUGUUGACAAAUUGUCUGAGUUUUAUAUGUGUUCGCCACCAGUGCACACAUAUAACGAUGUAAAUACCCAAAUAUAGCGAGUAAAGCGUGUAUGAAAUCGGCAAUAUUGUGAGUAAAUAAUGUUUAUAUGGGUCGCUGUCUACAAACUGUUAGGGGAUGUUAUUCCUUUAUACAUCUGUAAUUGACGCUGUUUUUCUAAAAUAAACAGUGCAAUCAUUAUUUUUGGAUUAGACAAAUUAUGAUACGUUAAAUUGUUGACAACUAGGCCCUAUGCAAGGCUAUUGUCACGCGUGCAUUUCGGAAAGAAAGAAAAAGACAACACACACAAAUCAAUAAAAAUAUUCAAAUUUAAAGUGGUAAUCACAUUAUUUUAUUUUGAUAAAGCAAUCUUAUUACUAUUUUUGAAUUGUGAUCUGCACGUCUUUAGGAAGUACGAUGUGGGAGCACGGCGUUAUAGCCUACUGACGCACUCAAGAUGCUACGAGUUCAAUAAGGAAAUAAUUUUAUAAUUCAAUUUAAAGUUAGGAAAUACAAUAUUCUAUUAUUUGUAUAAUUAAAAGUUCAAUUAUUUUGUAUCUUUAAUUUUUUUUCUUGUUUGUAAAUCUAACAGUUGGUAGAAGUUACAUUGUAUCGUCGAUAUAUGUUGGUACAAGGUGAAGGUCAGUUGAUCCGAGUGUGUAUUGAAUUUGAAGAGCAAAACAGAAUGUAUAUAGGCCUACCAGUGCUUAUAGCUUCGAUAUAUCCAUUUUCUCGCAGUUUAUCAGGGUCUAUGUCCAAGCGGUGUUUGAAAAGGUGACUGGGUGUGUUUUAUAAGGUAAAGUUCUUGCUCUAACAAAAAAAUUAUCCGUCUUUUAUCUCGUACCUUCCUUCGAAAAAUACUCAGUCUAAAUCCUUUCUACCGACAACUAGUACACCCGAGCACGGCACAAAACAUCUUAAUGCAUUAUUAUUUACAAGCUGUUAACGAGAUAAUUGGUUUUUUGUCGAUUAAAUCUAAUCUGUUUAUGAAAUGGCUAUAAUAGAUGUUUUCAAACCCCGAGAGCGCAUAUGACGUCACAUAAUGGCGCGUAAACUAGCGAACGAAAAUAUGCAUAUCGCAAGAUUUGAAUUUCAUCACUUUUCAACUCGAAAACUACGCAAAAUAUUUAAUUUAAAACACAUUUAAAGUAGUUUUAGGCAUAAAAAGAGUAAUUUUGCUGAAAAAAGUUUAGAAACAUGCGUUGUGUCCUUUAAGCUUACUGUGAACAAAGCGAAUACUGUAGAAUAUAUAAGAGUCACCAAAAAAAUGACAGCUGACCUAAUCGCUCAACAUUGUACAUUUGCGAUUUCAAACAAUUGUCUAUAUAUCUGCAGUUUACAUAAAUGCAGUGUGUAAUUUCGUUGUUACGUGUUAUUGGUUACUGGAAUUCAAGCAAAUUAAAAGAUAAAACCUC
This is a messenger RNA of Ostrea edulis (European flat oyster), 3104 nucleotides long. RefSeq lists its product as uncharacterized. Gene Ontology annotation, cellular component: peroxisome. Gene Ontology annotation, biological process: fatty acid beta-oxidation. Lineage: Eukaryota; Metazoa; Mollusca; Bivalvia; Ostreida; Ostreidae. The record is from RefSeq and is a predicted model, not a curated record. The transcript has 4 exons. Bases 338 to 1009 code for a protein of 223 amino acids. Gene Ontology annotation, molecular function: enoyl-CoA hydratase activity; delta(3)-delta(2)-enoyl-CoA isomerase activity.